CGAUUAGAUAUGUGGCCGGCUGGCUUUGGGCAGCUAUUUAAGUGGAUCGCCGCUGCCACGCGGUUGCUUAGUCUGUGCCAAGAUGAAGUUCUCCCUGGGUUUGCUAGUACUAUUCUUGGGCGCCACUCUAGUGGCCGCCGAUCACGAUUAUGAGGGUUAUCGCAUUUACGAGGUUACUCCUUCGAAUUCUGACCAGGCUCAACUGCUGCACCAGCUCAGCCUGCAGGGAUUUGAUUUCAUCAGCGAGAGUCGCCUGAUAGGACAUCAUUCUCGUGUGAUCGUGAGUCCUGACCAGUUGGAGCAGUUCCAGCAGUUGGUUGAGGGGGAGAAGAUUGACAACACCCUAGUGAAUUCCAACCUGGGAGCCUCCAUUGCCGAGGAGUUUGCCCAGCGGCAGAUGCAGCGUCUUUUGGCGCCCAUCACGGGAAAGGGUCGCCUGAGCACGGAGCGCUAUUACACUCACGAGGAGAUCAUUAACUAUAUCGAUGACCUGGCCAACCGUUUUCCCAAGCGGGUGUACGUUAAGACCGUGGGUUGGUCCUAUGAGCAGCGAGUCCUGAAGACCAUCACCAUCACGAAUGGCGAUGGAAAGGCCGGCAAGAAGUUGAUCUUCAUGGAUGGCGGUUUCCAUGCCAGGGAAUGGAUUUCUCCGGCGGCGGUUCUCUAUGUCAUCGAUCAGCUUGUGGAGCAUUUCGAGGAUAAUGCCCAUCUGCUGGAGGACUACGACUGGGUGAUCCUUCCCCUGGUGAAUGCCGACGGGUAUGAGCACUCCCAGACCGGAACCACGGCUCGCAUGUGGCGCAAGACCCGCCAGCCGUAUAAGUAUGCCGGACGGACGUGCUACGGAGCGGAUCCCAACCGGAACUUUGCCUUCCACUGGAACGAGGAGGGUGCCUCCUCAAAUCCCUGCGCGGACACCUAUGCCGGCCCAACCGCCUUCUCCGAACCGGAGACCAUUGUCGUCCGGGAUCUGAUGCACUCGCUGGCGGACAGGGGCGUUAUGUACCUCACCAUCCACUCCUACGGAAACUAUCUGCUGUAUCCUUGGGGAUGGACUUCCGAUCUGCCCGAAAACUGGGAAGAUCUGGAUGCAGUAGCCCGCACUGGAGCCGAAGCCAUUAAGAGCGCCACUGGGACCGAGUACACCUACGGAUCCUCCACCAACGUCCUAUACAUUGCAGCUGGAGCCAGUGAUGAUUAUGGCUACUACGCCGGCUUCAACGUUUCCAUCACCAUGGAGUUGACAGGAGCUGGCUCGAUCGGAUUCAAUCCUCCAGUCACCCGGAUCGAUGAGUUCGUCACCGAAACCUGGAUCGGUAUCCGUGCCAUGGCCGAGAAGCUAAUCGAGAUGUACUAAAAUCAUAUCAUAAGCUUUCAAUAAAAUGCCAUUAAUAUUAA
Drosophila gunungcola (fruit fly) is the source of this 1398-nucleotide messenger RNA. Its product is annotated as carboxypeptidase B. NCBI's taxonomy places the organism in Eukaryota, Metazoa, Arthropoda, Insecta, Diptera, Drosophilidae. The transcript is spliced from 3 exons. Gene Ontology annotation, molecular function: zinc ion binding; metallocarboxypeptidase activity. The record is from RefSeq and is a predicted model, not a curated record. The coding region runs from base 83 to 1357 and encodes 424 amino acids. Gene Ontology annotation, biological process: proteolysis.